UCCAUUCCUGGCCGCGCCACACUGUCGACCAUCAGGGAUCCUCAGUACAAAACCAACCCCCGGAGUUAGCGGAGUUAGUUUAUCGCGAUGAGCGAUGGAACGCGGAUAUUUCCAACAACUCGGCCAAAAUUUUUAUCGACAAACUUCGUCAAAAGUGUCAUUUUUGACAAAACCACUUUUAACAAAAUUGAAGUUUCGAAACGCGGUUUCGAAUUUGGUACACCAAGUUUUCAAAUUUGUUCCGCCACAUUUUUAGCGCGUCUUAAUGCUCGGCGAUACGACACACACAUACACGUGGAAUUGUCCUUUAAAAGAUAAACAACUUUGUGUUACUUUAAUACGUGUUUGAAAUAUUUAACGCAGUGUACUUGGGAUUUAUAAAACUUCAUAGAUUUAAUAUAAAAUUAUGACAGUUUUCUAAUGUGCUAGCACAUGAAACUAAAAGCACAAUAUAACUUAAGAACUAAAUCGGCCUACAAUAUCUGUUGCAUUAAAGACGUUCUAAUAAAUAAACUUUAUUUUAAUGUGGAGUAGAGCUCCGAAAAAUGUGUUUGUUACGAUCACUUUAUUCGGGCGAACAAUUUAUUCGAAAAAGCUGACAAUCGCGGGCAAAAUGAAUGGCGUGAUUUGCGCGUACUUUAAGUUCACCAAGUUUGUGCGGCGAUAAUCAAAUGUUGGAAAGUUUACAAUCUAAGUUACAUAUUUAGGGAUUAAUUAUUCGCAACUCCGCGUUGAUUUACUGCUCUAUCAAAGUUCUCAGUGUAGUAGUAUUCCCCAAUUUAGUGUAAAAUCCGACAAAAAGUCAACAUCGUGUGCUUUUUAUGCCUGUUGCGCAAUCAAACCGAUAAACGAAACCAUUCUCGAUUAUUAUCGUGGAACCGACGUUUUACUUGCAUUUUUAUUAUUUUGAAUAGAAAACAGGUUUUAAUAAAAUAAAAUAUGUUAACAUUUUCUUACCCAAAAACAUAAAUGCAGCCGGCUUUUGAAAUUUAACCUUUCAGGACCUUUCAAUCCUUGAAGUUUUUUAAUAUUCAAAGAAAAAUUGGAAAUAAAGGAUAACGCCGUGAGAAAAAGAGCAACAACGCAGGAAUCGUCGGCACUGCGAACUCCCGAUGCUCUUCAAUUGCAAGAAUGACCUUUGCGGGAAGGAAGAAUAUUCUCGUCAUCCUCGGCGCAGGCAGAGACCGCGAAAUCCUUACGUUGACAUUAGAAUUUUACUAAGGCGAUCCACGUCAACUUUAUUAUCGCUAUAAUGUACAUUACAUAUAAUGUUUCUAUUUCAUCCAACUUGCUUGAGUUGGCCUAACAACAAGUUCAUUGUAACGCAGUGGAGAUUUUGCACGAUUCUUCUCGAUUAAAUGUUCGAUCGCGAGUAGACCAUGAAACCGGAAUUCACGAACGUGAGCGACGCGCUCCUAAACUGCAGCACGCAAUUUACUUUGCUCGCGGACGAUGUCGAUGCCUGUAGGCCACGCGAAUUCGAGUACGAACUGGUGCACAGCAUCAUAGUGGUGGUGGUGCCAUUGUUCUUCGGUAUAAUCGGCAUUCUCGGUCUCGCCGGGAAUUCGCUAGUGGUCUUAGUGGUAGCGGCAAAUCCCGGAAUGAGGUCGACCACGAACAUCCUCAUCAUCAACCUCGCCGUAGCUGAUCUGCUGUUCGUCAUAUUUUGUAUACCGUUCACGGCCACCGAUUUUGUACUGCCGUACUGGCCGUUCGGCAACGUCUGGUGCAAAAUCGUACAGUAUUUAAUCAUCGUCACCGCUUACGCAAGCGUUUACACUCUGGUCCUUAUGAGUCUCGACAGGUAUCUAGCGGUAGUCCAUCCAAUCGCCUCGAUGACAUGGAGGACGGAGAAUCACGCCAUACAGGCGAUCUGCAUCGCGUGGGUGGUAAUCUUGGUGUUGUCCACACCCGCGCUCGUCAUCCACGGCGAGAUUCGCUACGUGUUCCAGGCGGUAGAAGCCCCGCCGCAGAAUCUCACGGCCUGCCGGAUCCUAGAGCAGGAGUACGACUGGAGCACCUUCCAGGUGUCCUUCUUCCUGACGAGCUACGUGCUGCCUCUGGUACUGAUAUGCAUUUUUUACAUGUCUAUGCUGGCCAAGCUGUGGCGCGGCGCGCGCGUCAGCGCCGAGAGCCGACGCGGGAGGAGACGGGUCACCAGGCUCGUCUUCGUCGUCGUCGGCGUGUUUGCCGCCUGCUGGUGCCCUAUACAGGUGAUACUCGUAAGCAAGUCCCUGAACGUGUACCCGCUCACUACGGAGACGGUAAUGGUACAGAUAGUCAGUCAUAUCCUCGCCUAUACCAACAGUUGCAUCAAUCCCUUCUUGUACGCUUUCCUAAGCGACAACUUCCGCAAAGCCUUCCGAAAGAUCAUUUACUGCAGACCACGGAUGGAGAUGCCUAACAAUCGGCUGGGACCAGCGACGAGGACCACGAGAGCUGCCAGUAGCGGCGAUAUUCUUUAGACGCAAAUCCACGGAUGACGGGAGCCGAUUGGCAUGCCCUUGCUCGCCCAUUUGUUUUAAAACGAAUGCUUACGGACUAUAGAAUAUUCGAUGUUUGAUGUCACCUAGCAAAUACGCCGAACGUAUGUUCUCGAUCCUUUAACUUACCGCCAUGCAUAUGCAUCACAUCGUAAACAUAUAAGAUAGACCCUACAUGCCACAUAUAUUUUCUAGCACUUUUGAUUGAGUUCGGCAGAAACGAUGAGAGAUGUAAAAUAUGGGAGCUAUAAUUUGUUAUUUACUAUCCUUUACUGUCAACCGCGUCGUCGCGCAUCCGACCUGAGAAAAGGAUAGACUACUAUAUAUGCGUUCUGCUUCUCUCACCGUUUUAUCAGGGACAUGUGUGUGCGUCCGCGCGCGCGUGUACGUAGAAAAUAUGCAAUGUCGAUUUUAUCUUAUAUGUUUAAACAUUAACUUUCAUAUUAUUUCUUUUUCCUUAUCGAAAUGAAACAGAACGGUUAUUUCGGAGCAAUCAGUCGAAAAGCGCCGAUAAACUCGACGAGAUGCAACUAAUUGCAGGCACACAGGAAAAAAGGAUUCCAUUUCGCUUCCGGUCAUUAUUUAUCCGUUGACUUCGCCUCCACCGGGAUUAAUUUCGCAGUUUCGAUUCGAGGUUGCGCUACACGAAUCUCUACUGUGAAUGUUUCUACUGUGAUGUCGUAAUAUCUCUGGUGUUAUCAUUUUUUGAUGAAUGUAAAAAGCGAACGCUCUCGUUUCCCGACGUUCCCGUUCGAGGUUGUUAAUUCGGAAAGGGCUCUCGUUGCGAAGGGCUCGUCGGGAAAUUAUAUCCGCGAAUACUGUAAAAUGUAUUAAUAAAAACAACUGAGAUCCAA
This is a messenger RNA of Monomorium pharaonis (pharaoh ant), 3337 nucleotides long. It is a transcript of the gene AstA-R1, whose product is annotated as allatostatin-A receptor. The transcript is spliced from 5 exons. The coding region runs from base 1380 to 2465 and encodes 361 amino acids. Gene Ontology annotation, molecular function: G protein-coupled receptor activity. The record is from RefSeq and is a predicted model, not a curated record. Gene Ontology annotation, biological process: G protein-coupled receptor signaling pathway. Lineage: Eukaryota; Metazoa; Arthropoda; Insecta; Hymenoptera; Formicidae. Gene Ontology annotation, cellular component: membrane.